CUAUCCCCUUUUCAAAGCACUGGCCGUCAGGGCCCAGACCCACCGCCUCCUGCUGCUCCUUUCUCCAGUUCGUCUUCCUCCUCCGGAUCGAGACCUUGGAGGCUGCUCCAUGGACCUGUCCAUUGAAACGGAGGGCGAUUCAGAACAGAGGCUUAGCCGCGGGCGUGCGGGCCCUGCUGGUGCUGCCCGGCCUGUAGAGUCCCAGGCUUCUAUCAGCGUCGCCGAGGCUGACAUUCGCCGUGCAGGGGACCUCCGUAGCGGUGGCGGAGAUGCCGGAUUUCUUGGCGAGGACCCGCUCUUGCAAGUUUGUUCGGAGGCCACGAGUGGAUGGACACGCAGGGUAAGGAUCAGAAAGGCCCCAGCUGAGCGCGAGCUCAACCCUAACCGGAAAAGUGCGCUUGAAUUAUCCAUGCGGGCGUUCAUAUUGAAAAGGGAUGGCAAUGUUGUCAACCCAGCUGUCGGGACUUCCUUUGAUUCAUUGGAUGAAGCCUAUCAAUUCUACAAUUUGUAUUUGUGGGAGCUUGGAUUCGGUAUAAGGUAUUCAAAAAGCAGGCUAAAUGUGGAGCGGGUGAAGUGCAUGCAGGAGAUAGUCUGUGGAUGUGCAGGUAAACCAGAGAGGGAGAAUACAAGAUCAACACGGUGCGGCUGUGCUGCCCGGAUCAGGCUGCUUCGGUCGGACGACAAUGGAUGGUAUAUUUCAGAGCACCGGGAGGCACACAACCACUCUUUGUCAAGCACUUGUGGUGAGAAAAUGCAUUGGCCGUCGCACAGGCUCAUUGACCGGUAUACAAAGGAUCUUGUUAGGCAGCUAAGAGAGAACAAUGUCAGUCUUGGAAAGGUUUUUAGCAUAGUUGGUAGUUUUUUUGGAUCAGUUGAUAAUGUGCCAUUUACAAAGCGGUCACUGAAGACGCUGUGUUGCAAGUUGAACAAGGAGCAGUCUGAUUCAGAUGCCCGGAAAACAAUGGACAUACUUGCGGAGAUGAAGGCAAACGAUCCAGAUUUCAACUAUAGUGUCCAGGUUGAUGACGAGAGCAGGAUUAAAACACUUAUGUGGGUUAACGGGCGUAGUGUGGACCAGUAUAGGUGUUUUGGAGAUGUUGUAACGUUUGAUACCACAUACAGGAAAAACCUAUAUGACAUGACAUUCGGUCUGUUCGUAGGAGUGAACAAUCACUUCCAGAGCAUAAUUUUCGGAGGUGUCAUGCUGAGGGAUGAGAAGGAGGACACAUUCAAGUGGGUUUUCCGUGAAUUCAUUAGGAUGGUUGGGGGUAAACACCCGCAAACAAUUUUAACAGACCAGGCGAGAUCAAUGGAAUUGGCUAUAGAAACAGAGAUGCCCAAUACAACGCAUAGGUGGUGUAAAUGGCAUGUGCUGAAGAAAGCAAAGGAAUCAAUGGGGGUUUUGUGGAGCAAGAAAACUGAUUUUAAAAGUGAAUUUCAUAAGCUGGUUCAUCACAUGGUCACGGAACAAGAGUUCGAGGAUGGAUGGUCUGCAAUGCUUGAUAAAUAUUCACUGAGGAAGCACCCGUACCUUACUCAAAUUUAUGAGGUGCGGCAUAAGUGGGCAAAGCCGUAUUUCAGAGGUGUUUUUUGCGCCAAGAUGACUAGCACUCAAUGGAGCGAAAGUGCCAAUCACAUGCUUAAAAGUUAUGUCCCCCCCGGGCUGUCCAAUGCAUCUGUUCCUAAAACAGUACGAGAAGCUCCAGUUUGACAGAGACUCUGAAGAGAGCUUCCAGGAGAAACGAACUACACUAAGUGGUGUUUUGCUGCGAGUAAAUCUUCCAAUUGAGAGGCAUGCUAGCAAGAUAUACACAAGGGCGAUGUUUGAGCAAUUUGGAGAUGCUUUGUACAAGGCAGGGGCCUAUGAACUGGAUGUUGUUGUCCCGAAAAAGAUAUACAUUCUUACUCACGUUGAUGCUCUUACAAGAGAGAAAUGGAGCAAAGUACAGUUCAAGGUUGAAGUCGAUGAUGAUCAGAGUUUCUUUAACUGUGAAUGUGGGAUUUUCGAGCACUCUGGAAUGGUUUGCUGCCAUUCGUUGAAAGUUAUGAUUGAGCUCAAAUUGAGCAAGAUCCCAGAUAAACACAUACUGAAACGCUGGACUAGGGAUGCCCGCGAUAUAUUGCCGGAGCACCUUGUUCGAUACCAGAAGGACAGAGGUCCGCAUGGUUUUGAUACUUACAGGCACAACGCCAUGUACAUGAAGGCCCUUGAAUGUGUUAGACUGGGUGAUAGCAAUGUGAAGUGCUAUGAUGUUUUGAUGGCCAUGAUGAAGGAGGUUUACACAACUCUUCUCCCCCUAAGCCAUGACAAGGAUGGUAUGGGACUCGAAGAGUGUGAGGCUUUGGAGCAGAGAGCCAAAGAUGGUACCCAUGGUGACAAAAAUGUUGAUGCAUGUAUUAAUAGUGUUGACGGGGAUGCAUUGUCAAACUGUUCUGGGAUUGCCCCUGCAAAAGAGAUGUGCCAGCCUGGGAGGCCAACCACUAGCAGAGACAAGGCUCCGUAUGAAGAUAAACUGAAGAGGUCAAGGUUUUGUGCGAUAUGCCGAGUGAAGGGGCACAAGAGCACAACAUGUCCGGAAAGGGGAGAUAUUCCGAAAGCUCCAAGGAAGAUGCCUAAGUGUGGGAAAUGUGGAGUGCUCGGACAUCGGCGAAACUCUUGCCGAAAGCGGGCAGAACCCUUUGUGCCUAAUUUCCUGUAGAUUCUGUCUUGAGCACUUUUGUUUCGUGUUUGUUUUUGUAGCUUGGGUAGAAAUGUAUUUUUGAUAUCCAGGCUUACAAUGAGUUCAAGCGUGCUAAUGGAUUAUGCUUAACUGCCA
Molecule: messenger RNA, 2816 nt
Organism: Triticum dicoccoides
Lineage: Eukaryota; Viridiplantae; Streptophyta; Magnoliopsida; Poales; Poaceae
Product: protein FAR1-RELATED SEQUENCE 5-like
Exons: 7
Coding region: 110-1711 (533 amino acids)
Source: RefSeq, a predicted model, not a curated record